Carassius auratus (goldfish) is the source of this 7045-nucleotide messenger RNA. Its product is annotated as nuclear factor 1 X-type-like. Gene Ontology annotation, cellular component: nucleus. The record is from RefSeq and is a predicted model, not a curated record. The transcript is spliced from 12 exons. Gene Ontology annotation, molecular function: DNA-binding transcription factor activity, RNA polymerase II-specific; RNA polymerase II cis-regulatory region sequence-specific DNA binding. Gene Ontology annotation, biological process: regulation of transcription by RNA polymerase II. NCBI's taxonomy places the organism in Eukaryota, Metazoa, Chordata, Actinopteri, Cypriniformes, Cyprinidae. Bases 1 to 1227 code for a protein of 408 amino acids.
AUGGCUGCACACCAGCCUUUGUCUACAUCUUAUGAGCUAUACAGCAGAGUUGGGUUUCACCAGAAUGCUCUCGGAUGCACCUCUGGACUGAACCCAGCCGUCCCAUGCUUAAUCUUCUCUCUUCCCCCCCCCCCCCCCUCCUCUCUUUCUCUCUCUCUUUCUGUCCGCUUUGCAGAAUCUGGACAAUCGGAUAACUCCAACCAACAAGGAGAAGCAGACAUCAAACCUCCGCCCAAUGGGCACUUGAGUUUCCAGGACUGCUUCGUGACGUCAGGCGUAUGGAACGUGGCGGAGCUGGUCCGUGUGUCCCAGACACCAGUUGCCACAGCAAGCGGACCCAACUUCUCUCUGGCCGACCUCGACAGUCCAGGAUAUUACAACAUCAACCUGGGUCGCCGCUCCAUAACGUCCACACCAUCGACCAGGACUGAGAUGGAGUUGUAUGCCAGUCUCCCGCGGAGCUCCAACAAGCGUAAAUCGAUUGAUGACAGUGAGAUGGAGAGCCCGGUGGAUGAAGUCUUCUAUUCGGGCCGUUCCCCUGCCCCUGGAGUGUCCCAGGCCAGCGGCUGGCCCAAUGAUGUUGAUGCAGUGCAGCACCAUUUGGCCAGUAUGCAGGAGAGGAAGAUAAAACACGAAAGCGAUGGCGUGCAGUUUCCUUACCAUGGACUCUCUUCGCCUGGUUCUCUUAAGAAGUCGGGGAAAUUCGAUUUCAGCGCUCUGUCCGGCCAUACGAGGUCUGCACGCAUGCCGUUCACCCAUCACCCGCUGCCCAUGCUGGCAGGUGUAAGACCAGCAGGAAGUCCCCGUGCCUCAGCUUCCUCCCUGCACUUCCCCUCACCCUCCAUCAUCCAGCAGUCCAGCCCAUACUUCACCCAUCCCACCAUCCGAUACCACCACCACCCGGGACAGGACCCGCUCAAGGAGUUUGUUCAGUUUGUGUGUGCCGACGGAUCAGGACAGGCUAGUGGUCAGCCGAACGGGAGCGGCCAGAGCAAAAUGCCAGGCUCCUUCUUGCUGCCUCCACCCCCCCCUGUGGCGCGUCCAGUGCCCCUCCCAAUGCCAGACUCUAAAUCCAGCAGCACGCCCCCCGAUGGUGGACUCACCUCACCCACAUCUCCGUCAUACUCCACGCCAGGCUCCACAGCUCCCAACAGGUUUGUCAGCAUCGGAUCACGGGACAACAACUUUCUGAACAUACCCCAGCAGACGCAGUCAUGGUUCCUUUGACGAGGUCCUGCCUGCAACCUGUCGACACAAUUUGGAAGUUUAAUGACAAAAAAAAAAAAUCCUCCUCUUUUGAAAAUCCCCUCCGACCCGAAACGCACCCUAAGAAACGUGAGCAGCAUAUGAUUAGGAAACGUUUGACCCUGUAUUAGCCAACCGUCAGACGCCCUUCAACCUCCGAAAAAGACUUUCAGAUCACAGCAGGAGGAGAGGGACCGACACGCACCUACAGCACCAAACCAACGGCAACAGAGGAGCAAGAACCCGGUGAACACAGACACAAUAUGUUACUAGGGACAAGGAUCUAGUGUACAGUGGCUGGGAUUAUCAACAGUUUCAGUGGUGAGGAUUCAGACACAACAAAAACCCAAGAUUUUGACCAAUUAAACUUCAGAUUUUUGUUUUCAAAACACUUAAACGUGCUGACUUUCAGCAUCCAGGCAACACUAAAUAAUGAGAGCCCCUGACGUUUUACAAUUUUAGCUUAUAAGCAUGCAGUAGAAACGUCUUUUUUUCCCUUUUGCAGUCAAUUACUAAACUAACUACGAACAGCAGAAGUAUUGCACUACAGUAAUGCGAAGAACACUAGUUUGACGUGCACUAUUGAAAAUGGGAUCGACGGCAGACGUUAUUUGCACAUUUUAUUGCGGAGGAAAAUUAACCUGGCACACUAAAGCUACCCAGAGACACGGUCUCAUUUUCAAGCCUCAAAUUCAAUUUUUUAAUAAAACAAAAGUUCAUUUUAGGUGUUUAGUGCCAACUAGACAGCACCAGAUUUUACAUCACAUUCACCAAAUCUGUCUUGAUGUCUUGAACCUGAUGAGAAAUCAUGAUCACGUGGAUUCUUAUUAAAGGGAUAGUUCACCCAAAAAUGAAAAAUGUCAUUAUUUACUCACCCUUACUCAAGUUGUUCCAAACCUGUAUGAGUUUCUUUUUCGGUUGAACACAAAGAUGAUGUUUGGGAAAAGGUAACAACCAAACAGUUGAUGGUAGCCAUUGACUCCUAUAGUAUUGUUUUUUCACACUAUGGAAGUCAAUGGCUGCCGUCAAAUCCUUUUCAGUUUUUGGUGAAUUAUCUCUUAUAAAUGACUAGAUUUGCGCUUUGAAGUUUCGCCGAUCAUUUUUACAGUCAUGUGACUGAGCUCAACUUUAAAAUCAUUCGUUUGGGGAUAAUUUUUUAUAAUUUAAUAAAAAAGUUGUGUAUUGACAAUAGAGUAGUGAUGCACGAAACACUAAAUUCGCUGGUCAACAACAAAUUUGUUUGACAAUCUUGAACCUAAAUCGAAAUCUGCCAAGUGAUUAUUAGUGAUUAGUUUUCUAAAUUUGAAUUCAUGAGGAAUCCUAUCAGAAUGACUAAUUUCCCCUGCAAAAUUUGACUAAAUGUGACCGCACCUUUGCAGCCAUGUGACAGUUCAAAUUUUUAAUUGUAAAAAAAAAUAAUAAUAAUCAUUGCAUUCUUUUGUCAUUUCAAAAUCAUUUCUCUCUGUUUUAAAAUUUAAGCCAUAUGUCUGAACUUUGUUUUAAAUAGUAAAACUUUUAAUUAGAAGUAUAAAAAUAAAUUACGUAAUAAAAAAUAUUUUCUAGUAUUUUUUUUUUUACUAGUCCCAGCCAGUAAUUCUGUCAUUUAUAAUGGCUGUGAAUUAAUUUCAUCAUUGUAGCGAGGCAUAAUAAGAGUCCUUGAUUCAUCAGCACUAAUAAAGACGGCUCUAGACACGCCCACUUCUGUUUUGUUUACGUACCUGUUUACACUCCCAGAAGUCCAUGUUCCAAGAACAAGUGACCUUGCUGCGGAGCAAAAGAAUGUGUGACAUAUCAUAGCCGUGCUCAGAGGGAGGUGGGCCACUCGGACCGCUUUUAUUAGACGCCACAUUUCACCAUUCACUUCAGUAGAUUUACUCUAAAUUUGGUAAGGUUUCAUCAUGGCUGUCUGCAUAUAAACACACUCUCCUCCGCAGAUUGACUACAAAGGGAAGCCUUUACAGUAGGGCGAACUUCAUCCGCUGAUAAAGUUGUUUUUCAACACAGCUGUAAUCGGUAACCUCACAAAAUAACUGGACUGCCUGACCAUGUAUCUCACUGCAGGGAAACUUUGUUGCCGGAUGGCGGCCGUGUCAUCGCUUUGCUAGAAACUAACACGAGAAUCGUGAUGGCAAUGGUCUUUUCUUUUCUAAUCAAAGGAAGUGCCUCUGUAUUCCCAUUAUGCAAUUUGUUAAACAUGAAUUCAGGUUAUUUUCUUGCAUAUAAGCUAUAGAGGAGCGUGAAAUUUUUAUGAAAAAAAAAAAAAAGAAAACAAGCGUCGGCUCACUAGUUACAAACAUCUUUAUAUAUACAGGAUAUAUCCAUAUAUAUUUAUAUAUACAUUUUUUUUCUUAUUUGCCUAAUAAGCUCAGUGGCAGUCUAGUUAUUUUUUGAAGUAUGACAUGAUCAUAAAUCAGAUAUUCGUUCAGAAGUACCAGUCCCGAAAAACCCAGUUAACUGCACUUAAUAAUAAUUAGAGAGAAAAAAAAAUAAAAACAAACUGGAGGAAAUCAGAUUUCCGCUGAAAAUGUAUCAAUAGCGUAGUUAUAAAAAUAAAAAAAAUGCACGGCUUUUGAUUUCUUUUGUGUUUGGACAGGAAGUAUUUGUUAUUACAAAAUAAAGUGUGUUGAUUGAGCCAUGUGCAAUGCCUUGGGUAGAAGCUGUGUUUGUCUCAUUGUUAGGGUGUACAGGAAAGCGUAGCGGUGAAAAUCCUUCUAUUAUGUAAAGUCCACGCUGUCCGGGACUCUAAACUACAGGGCAGAGAGAGUGAGAGAAAGAGAGGACACGCUCUUUGUAAGUUUUGGGAAUUUGUUUUGUAAGCUUUCCUUUUUUCUGCUUUUUUUUAUGUUUAUUUGUAAUAAUUUGUUCUCAAAACUUAAGGAGGGCUGAAGAAGCAGUUUUUUGCGACACGUCAGAAUAUAUCACUAAAUAAAACAGGUGCUUUUUAUGGAUCAAAGUACGCUCGAUCUCUAUUAUACAUAAGACGACGAAAAAUAAGUGUUAUCAAGACAAAUUUUAGAAGAAAAAAUGUUACUCUUUCCUUUUUGUAUUUAGUGAAGGUGGGGGUGGGGGGGGGCGGGGUUCAUCGUGGACAAGGUUGUGACAAAAGGCAUUUUUCCUCCAACCUUUUCUCCGAAGCGAUCAAAGAAUGUCGACUGAUGACGUCCUAAGAGGUUUUACGACUUUUAACUAGCUAAAAUGCAGGAUUUUUCCGGUAUUUUUGACUUCAUGCUAUGCAUUCCAUUUUUCCAGGACUUCCAUGCUUUGGAUCGCCCGAACCACCAUAGUCUUUAACAAACUUCCCGUCUGAACUUCGCUGGCUUUUUGUACAUAGAAAAUUUUGAAUUUGUGUGAAAGGUAUGACAAGAUCUUCCCUGUUUAUGGGAGAGGCUUUAACACAGCUCGAAUAAACUAAAAUGCUUGUUGUAAGCUAGAAAUUUUGGAGUAUGAAGAGAGAUGGGAGGUGUGAUGUGGAUUUGCUAACUUUUAAACUUGUGAAUCUCACACAAAUUUUCAAGACAUUUUUGUCUACAGAGCCACGCACAUGACACUAGGACAACAGUAUGUUUAUCAUAGCCAUGAAUUAAGAAUUUGUUCCCACGUUUUAUUCAUUUAUUCUCGCGCUUUAGUUAAAUUGUGGUUGUGGAUUAAGAAAUUAAUACCCUCGUUUUCAUAAUCAGGAAAUUGCUAAAAAGUGGCCACACACAAGGAAGCAAACAAGUAAAACAUGGCUACGAUUUAUGACAAUGAGUGAGCUAAUUUGCCCAACAUGGCGCGAUUUACAAAAACAAGGAUAACGAAUUAGCACAACAUGGCCAAAAUUUACAAAAAGCAAGUGAAUAAUUUUGUACAAAGACGCCACAAUUGAGAAGAAUGAGGGAUCAAAUUUGUACGUGGUUACGAUUUAUGAAAAUGAUGAAACAAAUUAGUACACUGUGGCCAUGAUUUACGAAAAAACAGAGCAGUUAUAACAUGACAACAAUGUACGAAAACGUCAGAACAAAUUAGUACAACAUGGUUAUGAUUUAUGAAAAUAAGAAAACUUAAGUCACAGAAGCAAAUUCUUAAUUUGUGGGGAUGAUUUUUUUUCUACGUCUUUUGUGGGGCUCUGUAGAUUUCAUUCAGAAAUCAUAAAGAAAAAAAUAUAUUGUAAUGUCAUUUGCUUUUGACAAAAUAUGAAAACAAAAUAUAAUUUGUCUUUUGAUUUUGGGGUGAAACGUGAUUUAUUUUCAUAAAGAGAUUUACCCAAACUGAUUCCCAAACAAAGUCAGCGACCAAUCAGAAAGAGAGAGUUGGAAUUGAACCCCUCCCCCCUGAACGCGCAGCGCCCUCUACUGGCCCCUGUGUAAAUGACUCUAAAUAUUUGUUUUGUGAUCUAGUGUUAGACUCAGAGCAUCAUAAAGGUUGUCCCUAAAAAGUGCCUUUUGUUCACAGACACCAUCUUGUAAUCCUGAGUGCCCAUCUCAAAAAAAAAAAAAAAAAAAAAUAUCCCCUCGUUCAACCUUCUGUAUUUCUCCUUCCGCGACUUCUUCAAAGCAGUAUAUAUAGUACUAAAGGAAAUCGGUGUGACUUAGUUCCUCUUUUUAUUGUUGAAUAAUUAAGAAAACUGUAAAAAAUAGAAAAAAAUGACACAAAAAAAACUUUCUGUCUUGCUUUUCCUUCAUCUGUAAUCUUGUCUUCUGCCUCUUUUGGACACUGGAGUAGUCUAUAGUUGCAUAACCAUCGCCCUUUUCCCUGUGCCCCUUUUCUCUGAACGGAGGGGUUUUAAAAUGUACAAAAAAAUAAUAAUAAAGAAAAAAAGAAAAAAAAAAAUGUCUGAGCAGAAUGCAGUUAGCUCACAUGUUAUUCUUGUCUGUACGCUUCACGUUGUAUUCAUACCGAUCUCUUCAGCUUCUCCAUUGAACAGUUAAUGUACGUGAACAAGUUACGCCGGUGAGCUCUGGUGGGCCGUCCGACAGACGGGCGUUUCAGCUGGACGCGGUUUGCGAAAACAAUAUAGAGGCCGACUGCUGAGGUAGAAUAGGCGAGUUUUUGAGCUAUUUAUUUCUUUUUUGUUACCAAAUUAAUUUGAUUUGCUAUAAUCUGUUUGUAUUGAUAUUGCAUUGAGAAUCUGUAUUGAUGAUGCACCUUUGAAUGGUUGUACGUGACCAGAUACUUAAAAAAAAAAAGAAAAAAAAAAAGAAAAAAAAAGUUCCUGUUAAGAUGAAGCACCUUAAAAACGGAGUGGUUUCAGCCCAGGGAAAGCGACAGUUUCAAAGCGACCGCGAGCCCAGCGUUACGAGCCAAACUCAUUGACCAAAAUAAUGCACGCCAUUAAAAACCUGAGCGAAACUAAAAUUAACUUAAACUCACCAGCAAAAGCCAACGUUGUGCGCUUAACGACAACUUGCUUUCUCCCUAAAACAAAAUAUGCAAUUGUUCCACUUUCCCGAGUCCGUGAAGCCGGCGUCUGUGUUGGCUUUGAUUUAUUAAUAACUGUAAUAAGUGAAAGCCAUAGCGACGAACACGUGUUUGCCGCUCUCGUUGUCCCUCCCUGGUACUGACCGUCCAUUUUCUUUCUUUCGUAUUUACUUUUCUAUUUUUUUUUUUGUUGAGCGGGACAUUCGGAUGAGUUUAGAGUAGCAUGAACCCUCGGCGGCUCCGUCUUGUUUGAACUCGUCAUGCGGCGCCCUUCUCAGUCCACACGCCUUCCAGAGCUCAUGGUGAAAUGCAUGUGUUGAUUACAAUUUCUUUUCCAUAAUAAGAAAAACAAGUAAGAGCAGCACCUUUAACUGAUUGAAUAAAAGGAUGUUCUUGAUUGUAA